GUUCUCAAUGCCGAAAUGUUUGAAAUUUUAAAAUUGUUAUUUUAUGGUGUUUUUUUCAUUACCAGUUUUACAUAUCAUGUAACAACUGUAUUUUUCCGCUCGGUAGCACUCUGGGGCAUUUUGCAAUUAUUAACUUUAUCAAAACGCAUAGACCGUCUAUUAGGCAGGACAGAGAAAUCUGUAGAAGAAGGAAGUCCUGACAAGCAAUCUCCGAAAACCAAGGAGAAAAAUAAAUCAAAGCGUGGUAAACCACGCCAAACUUUGAAAAAUCAGCAUGAAGAGCCAUCUUUCAGUACAAGUCUGUCCACACCUAUAGAAGAAAUUAUUGAGGAAAGUCUCACAGAAGAGGCUAGUGCAGACAUUAUCCCACCUACCGGAACAAAGAAGAAACACAAAUCUAGGAAACCACAUCCAAAUAAAAGUGAAGACAUAGACUGGCCAGUAGAUGAAGACGAGAUUACCAAGAAGGCGGUGAAGGUUCAAAAAGAAGUUGAAGCAGAUGACGUAGGGUUUUCAUUUCCACCUGUUAGAGAAAAAGGAAAGAGAAACAAGGACAAAAAGAUUGCCAAGAAAAAAACGGAUAUUCUUGACCCUUCCGUACCUCAAGAUUUCUUUGUAUUUGUCAAAGACAAACCACCAAAACCUGGUAUAGUCAAUAAUUACCAAACACGAAAGGCAAAACAAGCUGUUAUAGAAACAGUGCCGGAUAGAGCAAGACGGUUCUCAGACUCAUUUGAGAAAGUCCAAUUCCAAGCAGUUGGCAACAGAAUUGAAGAAAAGUGUCAGCCUGAAAAUUUGGUUAAACCAGAACAUAAAGAAAGCAAAAAGGUAUCACCACAAGUGUCAUACGCUAGUGUUUUAACAAACAGUACAAUCGAAUGUGAUGAAGAAAAAGUAUCAAACAUCAAUAGUACUGAAUUGAUAGAACUACAAUUAAAGCUAUCAACUUACUCAAACUCGACUGAAUCCUGCAGCGGAAGCAACUUCAGCUCCAUCGAAGUACUGAAUAAAAUAACUCCAAGUGCAUGCGAAAGCCCUGAAGAAAUUGAGUCACAAUUUGAGGUAAUCAAAGCUAAUGAUUUAGUCAGUUCAGAUCCCAACUGUAUAUUCAUCACAGAGGAGGCCAGCACUGAAAUUCUGAAAGACUCUCCAGUCUGUGCCAAUGAUGAGGAAGCAGUAAAGAAAACUGAGAAAGUUCCCGUGUCAGAUUCUCUUGAAUCUGAGUCGAACGAAAUCCAAGAUCUUCCUGAACUAGACAUAUCUAGUGAAGAAUUAAGAGACCUAACAGCAGCUGAAGGUGAUUUAGAACCUGAAACACAUCCGGUUGAUUUCGAUCUACUUCAACAUAGAGAAAGUGAUAAAACUAAUCUCGACAAAGAAGUUUCUGUACCAAAUGGAACAGAGAAAUUUCUUGAAGUAGAAGUUACAUCUGGCAAUGAACCAUCCACUGCUAACAAUCAUCAGGGGAAUUCUGAUCUGCUGGAAGAACUUGAUAGAAUUGAUCUAGAUGAAGUAGCUCAUAUAUCCAAAAAUAAAGAGCAAGUUCUUGAAAUUAAUCCAACAUCUGGUGAGGAGGCAAAAUUCAUAUCAUCAGGAGAAGUUGAUUCCAGUUCUGACAAUAACUUCUUUGAUUUUGAUCAGAGUGCAAGCAAUACUAACAGCGAUCUGGCUGAGUUUGCUCAAGCUAUUGAGGAAUCUUUAGGUGUCCAGAAAAAGGGGUCCAUACUUCACAACACUGCCAACUCUUCCAAACAGGAAUCUUUAUUGGAAUUCAUCGAACUAGAGAAACAAUUGUCUGAAUUUGACAAAGAAAUUGUUUUCGUUUCCGAACCUACUACUAAAACCCAACAAAAUCAGGACCUGUCUCAAAGUAUUCCCUCUACGGUGGAAAGUGACCAGAACAGCAGUGUAGGGUCGUGUCAGUUCAAGUCUCCUCUGGAGCACAGCAGCUUCUCCGAGAAGUCUGCAGACCAGUUUGUGUUCCCGGACUAUUCUAAUUCAGGAACCUUUUCUGGCCCCGAAUUCACACCUCCGGAGUUGUUCAAGGAUAUCUUGCCGGAUAUACUCACCAAUAGUUUGGUGACAAAAGACCAAGCAGAAGACUUGGACAAGCUGAACGAGUCUGCAGCUUUAUCAGAAAUCAGAAGGAACACCCCUCUGGAAUUGAUCAAGGAUUUCCAGCAAAGUCCAACAUCGUAUCAGAUUGCUGAUUCAUCAAUUGCAGUAUCUCAAACAUCAGGAAUUUCUAGUGAGGAGUUUCAACCAAACCCAGCAGACACAAGCUCGUUUGGAUCAGAUCGGAUUGAAGGAGAAAUUCUCUGCGCAGACUCACGGCCCCAGUCAGGCGCAUUUUCUUCAGAAGAUUCCGAGACAAACAUCAGGGUCAUCACUUCCAGGUUCAUCGAAGAAGAGAGAUUUGUUAGGAAAUACAGCUACUGGACGGGCAGCUGCGAACAAUUGGAACUGCUAGCGACACCUAUCAGGGAGAACAAGAAGUUGACUUCGGAAACGAUGCAGCAAGUCCGCGUUUUGACUCUCAAUGAUCUCGAACAUCAGGAAUCCACUUUGUACCGCAUCAAGAAGGAAUGGAUCAUAGAGUUCCGCGUCGGUCCUUCGUUGUUCGGCAGGAAGGUGUUUCUCUACUGCAACUACCCCUUCGAGAAGGCAGGCAAAACGGCAGAGUUCAACAGAAAUAAAUAUCAACUCCUAGAAUGGGCUUGGGAUGAAGGGUGCGAAAACGCAGACGACACGGCUGCCUUCAUUCAGAUAAAGGCUGCCUUGGCUGGAAGUUUCCACUAUUUUUUCACAUACGAGAAAGGGGAAAAUUUUGAAAGACACGGCUCAGGUUAUUUCCUCGUCGAUCCAGUUCUGACAUACGGCAGAAACGAAGAUCUCCCCUUGGAUUGCAUUCAGUGUCAAACGGUUCUCACUAAAGGUUUAGGAUCGUUCUCAAAAUGGGAAAGCAAACUGAGAGUCGCAAAGGAGUCUGGAUAUAACAUGAUCCAUUUCACUCCCAUUCAGGAGUUGGGCGAAUCGAAUUCUUCAUACAGUUUGAGCGAACAGCUGCAGUUGAACCCGAUUUUCAAGAAAGAUGACGGGGAAAUGCCAACAUUUGAAGAUGUGGAGAAGCUUGUGUCAAAGCUUCGAGAAGAAUGGAAGAUAACCUCAAUCUGCGACAUCGUCCUCAACCACACUGCGAACGAAAGCAAAUGGAUCCAAGCGCACCCAGAAGUGACCUACAACUGCGUCGACUGUCCCUACAUGCGCCCCGCGUACCUCCUCGAUGCCGCCCUCCACCAGUUCUCCAUGGACGUGAAAAAGGGCCUGUAUGAAGACCGGGGCGUUCCCUCCGAAGUCGACUCUGAGGAACACUUGAAUGCCAUCCGCCAUCACCUUCAGCAGAGCGUUUUGGAACCCCUGAACAUCCCGGAGCUGUACAUGAUCGACGUUAACAAGUGCGUGGCGAAAUUUCUGAUGUUGGCUCGUACCGUUACGCCUGCAGCUCAGAAUAGAGGGGAAGUAACGGAAGAGCUCGAACUCGUUCAAGACCCAGAGUACAGAAGACUAGCGGCUAGUGUGGAUAUGGACUUGGCGUUGAAACUGUACAACGUCUACUGGAAUGAUACUUUCGAUGAGGAGUCAAGAUUGAAACGUUGCUCCGAAGAGUUGAAAAAGCAACUCGACUCUCUCAACAAAACCGUCACCGAGGAGGUUAACGGAGACCUGAAUGUAGCCUUGGACAACGUCAUUGCCGGCGUGAGGUACCACCGUGUUCAACCGGAUGGUCCUAGAUUCAAAGAAAUCACCGCGAGCAAUCCUCUAGUCUACCGAUACUUCACCGAUUUUGGAACUCCGAAGUCUCUUAAAGAGCAUGAAGAGAUCAUGUACAGCGAUAAGGGGAGAUUUCUGAUGGCGCACAAUGGAUGGGUCUUGAAAUCAGAUCCGCUGAAGAAUUUCGCAGCAAAAGAUUCCAAAGUGUACAUCAGACGGGAACUGAUUGCUUGGGGAGACAGCGUCAAAUUGAGAUUCGGCGACAAACCUGAAGACUGUCCCUUCCUGUGGGACCACAUGAAGAAGUACGUCGAACAGACAGCUAGGAUUUUCGAUGGCGUGCGGUUGGAUAACUGUCAUUCGACGCCGAUACCUGUUGCGGAAUACUUAUUGGACUGUGCGAGGAGAGUCCGACCUGAUCUGUAUGUCGUGGCUGAGCUCUUCACCAAUUCCGAUAUGACGGAUAACAUCUUUGUGAACAGACUCGGCAUAACCUCCCUGAUCCGCGAGGCCAUGUCCGCGUGGGACUCGCACGAACAGGGACGCCUCGUCUACCGCUACGGGGGCAGUCCGGUAGGUUCAUUCCACCAACCGAGCGUGCGUCCUCUCGUGCCUUCCGUCGCGCACGCGCUCUUCCUCGACCAGACGCACGACAACCCCAGCCCCGUGGAGAAGAGGUCUGCCUUCGACUUGCUGCCCUCCACCGCCCUGGUCAAUAUGGCGUGCUGCGCGAGCGGCUCCAACAGGGGCUUCGAUGAGCUGGUGCCCCACCACGUGCACGUCGUCGACGAGACGAGGGAGUACACCGAGUGGAGAGAGGAGGGGGUUGAGGUGGGCCCUGGGAUUGUCACGGAGAGGAGCGGCUUGAUAGGGGCGAAGAGAGCCAUCAACGAUUUGCAUUUCACGUUGGGGAAAGAGGGAUUCAACCAGGUUUAUGUUGAUCAAAUGGACGCUGACAUCGUCGCCGUAACGAGACAUUGUCCCGAUACACACCAAAGCUACAUCCUGGUAGCUUUCACGGCAUUUAACCAUCCCAAUGAGGAUGCAGAAAAUCAUCAGAGAGGCAUCAAACCCCUGAGGUUCGAAGGGGUUCUUGAAGAGAUCGUUUUGGAAGCAUCCAUGAGCCAUGUCAACAAAAAGUCUGGUGGCUUGCAGUUUUCCAAAUGGGAGAGGUUUGAAAAAGAUUCAAAAUACAUAAACGGUCUCUCCGAAUAUGAAGUUUCUAUGAAGCAACACAUCAAUGUUACCGAGUCGGAUAUUCUCGAGAAAGUUGAUUCUGGCACGCAAAACGUGACGCAACUCAACUUUAAAAACUUCAAACCAGGGUCUGUCGUAGUAGUAAGAGUGUCUUUGCCAGAGUCGAUGAAAAACGCUGUAGAAAAGGUACGAAACCUCAUCGAUAAAUUCUCUCUGAAGGAGCAGACUGACCUCUCCGCCAUCAUCAGCAAAAUGACCCUCGGCGAUUUGAACAGAGCCUUGUAUAGAUGCGAUCAGGAAGAGAGAGACGAAGGAUUUGGUUUCGACACGUACAACAUCCCCAACUUUGGUCCCAUGGUGUACGCCGGUUUACAAGGAUUUAUGUCUCUGCUGUCUAAUAUCAGACCAAGUAACGACCUAGGUCAUCCAAUGUGUGCAAAUUUAAGAGAUGGAAACUGGAUGAUUGAUUUCAUUUGGAAACGAUUGAAACUAGACCCAGGUACUGAAGAACUAGGCCAUUGGAUUGAGGAGAACACAAAAUGUUUUACGGACAUACCCAGAUAUCUGGUUCCUUGUUAUUUCGACAUGCUAGUCACCGGCAUUUAUAUUCUUCUAAUGGAAAAGUGUUUUAACUCAAUGACAAACUUUGUCAAGAACGGCUCUACUUUUGCCAGAGGCCUUUCCUUAGGAUCCGUUCAGUUUGGGGCGCACAUCAAGUCCGCCGACUUGCCGACCUUGUCCCCGAAUUUGGCCCCGCCGAAGCCUCUUACUAGAAAGACCGACAGCGGCGAAGUUGUCCAAGCAUGCGUUACAUUAUCUGCAGGUUUGCCGCAUUUUUCCGUCGGUUACAUGAGAAACUGGGGCAGAGACACUUUCAUCGCCCUGAGGGGCCUGUUCAUUCUGACUGGGCGCUACCAAGAAGCUAGAGAACAUAUUUUAGGUUAUGCAGCCUGUCUGAGGCACGGUUUGAUCCCCAACUUGUUGGACGGGGGAAGAAAUCCCAGAUUCAAUUGUCGAGACGCAGUAUGGUGGUGGUUGCACUGCAUCAAAGAAUACGUUACUGAAGCCCCCGAUGGCAUCUCCAUCCUCUCCGACAAAGUAUCCAGGAUAUUCCCCAAAGACGAUUCUGCGGCUCAGCCUCCAGGAGCUGUGGACCAACCUCUACAUGACGUCAUGCAGGAAGCGUUGAACGUUCAUUUCCAAGGUUUGGCCUUCAGAGAAAGGAACGCCGGCAAGCAAAUAGAUGAGCACAUGACUGAUCAGGGAUUCAACAAUCAAAUCGGAGUGCAUCCGGAAACCGGGUUUAUCUUCGGCGGCAAUCAGUGGAACUGUGGCACUUGGAUGGACAAGAUGGGCUCUUCCGAUAAAGCGGGCAACCGCGGUAAACCGGCGACGCCCCGAGACGGUUCAGCCGUCGAACUAAUCGGUCUUUCGAAAUCGGUCAUAUCGUGGCUCGCCAAACUCGAUGCCGAAAAGAAGUAUCCAUAUCCAGGCGUCGAAAGGACCCACAAGGACGGCAGGAUCACCCGUUGGACAUUCAAAGAGUGGAGCGAUAAGAUACAGGCCAACUUUGAAAAGCAUUUCUGGAUCAAUUCGAAACCGACCGAGGGAGAAAUUCGGCCGGACCUGAUCAACAAACGAGGUAUCUACAAGGACUGCCACGGCGCCAGCCAGGAAUGGACCGACUUCCAGCUAAGGUGUAACUUCCCCGUUGCCAUGGUGGCCGCGCCAGAACUUUUUUCGCCCUCGCACGCCUGGGAAGCCUUGGCUCAGGCGGAGAAAUACCUUUUGGGACCUCUUGGAAUGAAAACCUUGGAUCCCAAAGAUUGGGCGUACAGAGGAGACUAUAACAACUCCAACGAUUCCAAUGAUCCUACUGUGGCCAAUGGAUUCAACUAUCAUCAAGGACCGGAGUGGGUUUGGCCGAUAGGAUUCUUCCUGAGGGCCAAGUUGAUAUUCGCAGCGCAAAACGGAGCUUUGAAAGAAACUCUAGCCAGUGCCAAAUUGAUCUUGUCCAAACAUUUCGUCGAGCUACAAACGUCUCCUUGGAGGGGGCUCCCCGAACUAACUAACACCAGCGGAUCCUACUGCUCCGACAGUUCCAGAACACAGGCAUGGAGCAUGUCUUGCGUUCUAGAGGUUCUGUACGAUUUACAAAAAAUUGAGUCGAGCUUGAAUCUGCAAGGCAACUGACUUGGUGGUGAUAUAGUUAUAAGAAAAAGUAACGGAGUCUCGCGACAACUUUCAGACAAAACCAUACUGAGCGAACUGGUGGAAAAGACCAAAUCCCCAUCCCCGAAGUUCAUGAAGAUGUUACGCAGGCAGAAAAUCCACACGGAGAUCGUGUCUUCGCUCGAAGAAAUCAAAAUUAUGUGCCACGGCCUCGAAGACGGUCAAAAUAUAGCGAACUGUCCUUGUUUUAUAGAAUCAUUUUCAGCAUUCAGCGAUGGUUACUUCAAAAAUCAUCAAACUCUACCAGGUGAAGUGAUCGAUUUGGGUGACUUUGUGCAGACUGAGAAAAAUUUGCUCGUAGCUAAAAGUUUUUAUCGCGAUUCCGCGGUUGUACCUUUUUAUCAACGUGGAUAUCGCGAAAAUUGUCCUGGGAUCUUGCUAGAUACCAGAAGAUUCCAACCAGCCAUCUCUGGCAUCACAAAUAAAGAUUGCUUACCAACGAAAAACCAUGCUAGCGUGUUCGCCAACUACCUUUCUCGUGUUACGACAGGUACAGGGAAACGGAGAGGCACUGCAGUAGAUUUUGACGAAAUUGUGCCCUUGGCCGAGGAUAUGCUGUCAUUUUCUCCCCGAAACGGACCAGGUGAUGACUUGGAGCUGGCUGCGGAACGGCAAGUGUUGCUUCUCGAUCCCCUGCUGUUAGAUUUAAAUUCGAGGAGGACUAAGCAGAGGGUGACUCUGUCGGAGCACAAGAAGAUGGUGCGGAUCACGAUAAUAUAUACUUUGGCUUUCUUCGCUUUAGCUCUGGUUACUUUUUUCAGUAUAUAUUUGCUUUGAGGGCGGCUCGCGUUUUUUUUAUAUUCUACAAAAGACUGUUUUAAUGAUUUUAAACGAUAUUUAUUUUUGUGUGUUUUUACGAAUAUGCUUUCUAAUUGUUACGUUUAUUGGUAGCUUUCUAUUUCAGAAUUUAUUCCUGUUGCAAUUUUAAUGAAAUAUAGUCAUUUACAGAUGAUCGAAAAAUAAAUAGGUUUAAGAAAAAA
This is a messenger RNA of Leptinotarsa decemlineata (Colorado potato beetle), 8180 nucleotides long. Its product is annotated as glycogen debranching enzyme. NCBI's taxonomy places the organism in Eukaryota, Metazoa, Arthropoda, Insecta, Coleoptera, Chrysomelidae. The record is from RefSeq and is a predicted model, not a curated record. Gene Ontology annotation, biological process: glycogen biosynthetic process; glycogen catabolic process. Gene Ontology annotation, molecular function: 4-alpha-glucanotransferase activity; amylo-alpha-1,6-glucosidase activity.